AUGAAGGUACCGCCAGUCCCAGAAGAGAGAGGCUCCCAGAGUCCUGCUCCUGCUAUCAGCCCCCAAAGAACCCAAACAGGGAUCAUCUCAUGUAGCAACCUCCGAGAACUGUCGGAGGGGACUGAAGCGGGGGCGCCAUUCGAUCAGUCCAGGCAGAAGCCCCAGACUCCGCCUGAAUUACGGUCACUAAGUCACCUGCCCCCUUGCCUGCUGCACUUGUUGAAACUCAUCAUGCCUCGGGGUCGGAAGAGUAAGCUCCGUGCCCGUGAGAAUCGCCGGCAGGCCCAAGAAGAGGAUCUGGUUCUUCAGAGAGCCACAGCUGUUUCACACACUGAGCCCACCAACAGAGACCCUCUAGAUGAGAUGGUGGUUUUAUCAGUGUACUACCUGUUGUACAAGUAUCAAAUAAAAGAGCCCAUUACCAAGGCAGAUAUGCUGAGAAAUGUAAUCCAGGUGUACAGGAAUCGCUUUCAUGAGAUCCUCAAGAGAGCUUCUGCACACAUGGAGAUGGUCUUUGGCCUUGACCUGAAGGAAGUGGAUCCCUACCGGCACAUCUAUGUCCUUAUUAACAAACUCGAAAUAAGCUAUGAUGCAAUUCUGGAUGAUGUGAGAGAGGUUCCCAAAACCGGCCUGGUGAUGGCUGUUCUGGGUGUGAUAUUCAUGAAUGGCAAUUGCGCCACUGAGGAGCAAGUCUGGCAAAUGUUGAAUUUGAUGGGGUUAUAUGCUGGGAGGAAGCACUUCAUUUUUGGGGAGCCAAGGAAGCUCAUCACCAAAGAUUUAGUGGAGGCAAAUUACCUGGAGUAUCGCCAGGUGCCCAAUAGUGAUCCUCCCUGCUAUGAGUUCCUGUGGGGUCCAAGAGCCCACGCUGAAACCAGCAAGAUAAAAGUGCUGGAAUUUAUGGCCAAGAUCCAUGAUACAGUCCCCACAGCCUUCCCAUCUUUGUAUGAAGAGGCUGUGAAAGAUGAGGUGGAGAGAGCCCGAGCCAGAGCUGCAGCCAAGGCUCAUACUGCUGCCAUGGCCAGUGCACGCUCCAGGGCCAGGGCCACAAGUCCUUCCCGCCCCAAUAAAGUCUGAGGCUGAUUCUUCACUUUGUUCUUAAAAAGAGAAGUCCAUGUUCUAAGCAGUAGAAGAUCAGAAUGGGGCUGGAGACAACAUAGUAUAUAACAUAUGUGUGUUUCUUUUCAAUGUAGUAACUUGGAUAAUUUUUAAAAAACAUAUUAUUCCUUUUAAUAGAAAGUUUAAGUAGCUUCAUAAUCUAAAUUUAUGAAUGAUAUUGCUCAAACAUCUAUUGCUGUCAAUGAGAUUUAAGACUCAGAGUUUUAUUAUUUUGUAAAACAAGUUGGAAAAGUUCCACCUUAUUGAGUAAUUUGGAAUAAGAUAGCAACAAUAGAUGAGGCAUUUCCUUGGAAAUGUGAAAAACUCAACAGUGUAACAUUUGGGGUCAAUA
This is a messenger RNA of Vicugna pacos (alpaca), 1447 nucleotides long. RefSeq names its product melanoma-associated antigen B10-like. Gene Ontology annotation, cellular component: nucleus. Gene Ontology annotation, biological process: negative regulation of transcription by RNA polymerase II. Lineage: Eukaryota; Metazoa; Chordata; Mammalia; Artiodactyla; Camelidae. The record is from RefSeq and is a predicted model, not a curated record.